Messenger RNA from Knipowitschia caucasica, 1716 nucleotides. The record is from the annotation of a GenBank genome assembly. Lineage: Eukaryota; Metazoa; Chordata; Actinopteri; Gobiiformes; Gobiidae.
AUGAAAACACCACAAACACGACGUGACGCAGUUUUCUCGUCUCUGACAUCACGACUGCUACGAUGCCGACUCUCCCGCUUGGUAAACUUGACUCAGCGGGGGCAGUUCUGGGGAUGGACCUCCUCCUCCACACUCUCUGACCUCCUCCUCUCACACUCUCUGACCUCCUCCUCACACUCUCUGACCUCCCUCCUCCACACUCAGGGGACCUCCUUCUCCACACUCAGGGACCUCCUUCUCCACACUCAGGACCUCCUUCUCCACAACGACCAUCCUCCUCCACACUCUCUGACCUCCUCCUCCACACCUGCUCUGACCUCCUCCUCCACUCUCAGACCUCCUUUCUCCACACUCAGGGACCUCCUUCUCCACACGCAGGGACCACCUCUCCACACUCAACAGGACCUCCUUCUCCACACUCAGGGGACCCGCCACAUCCUUCUCCACACUCAGGGACGACAUCCUCCUCCACACUCAGGGACCUCCUUCUCCACAACUCAGGAACGACCUCCUCCUCCACACCAGGACGACCUCCUCCACACUCCGGGACCACCUUCCACACUCAGGACCUCCUUCUCCAACACUCAGGGACGACCUCCUCCACACUCAGGGACCUCCUCUCCACACUCAGGGGACCUCCUUCUCCACACUCAGGACGUCCUUCUCCACACCCAGGAACCCUCCUUCUCCACACUCAGGCCCUCCUUCUCAACACUCAGGACCUCUCGCCACAACGUCAGGGAACCAUCCUCCUCCACACUCAGGACCACCAUCUCCACACCUCAGGACCUCCUUCCCUACACUCAGGACCUCCUUCUCCACACUCAGGGCCCUCCUUCUCCACACUCAGGGACAUCCUUCUCCACACUCAAGGACAUCCUUGCUCCACACUCAGGACAUCUUCGCCACUCUCAGGGACAUCCUUCACCACUAACUCAGGGACAUCCUUCUCCACACUCAGACAUCCUUCUCGCACACUCCGGGACCAUCCUUCUCCAAACUCAGACAAUCCGUCUCCACACGUCAGGGACAAUCCUUCUCCACACACAGGGACAUCCUUCUCACACACCUCAGGACAUCCUUCUCCCAACUCCAGGACACUCCUUCUUCCACACCAGGGACAUCCUUCUCCACAACUCAGGGGACAUCCUUCUCCACACUCAGGGACUUCCUUCUCCAACCCUCAGGACGAAAUCCUCUCCACACUCAGGGACAUCCUUUCUCCACACUCAGACCUUCCUUCUCCACACUCAGGACCUCCUUCUCCACACUCAGGGAACCCUCCUUCUCCCACUCAGGGACCUCCUUCUCCACACUCAGGGAACCUCCUUCUCCUCACUCAGGGACCUUCCUUCUCCACACUCAGGGACCUCCUUCUCCACACUCAGGGACACUACUAACAAGAGUGACCUCCGUCUCGCACACUCAGGAUACAUCCUUCCUCCACACUCCAGGGACAUCCUCUCCACACUCACUGGGACCUCCCCCACACACGCAGCGGGAACCUCCUCUCCACACUCAGGGACAUCCUCCCACACGCAGUAUGCUUUGUAUAAGGCACUGGAAAUUCCGCAUGACUUUUGCAAAGAACCAUCAGAAGGUGGUUUGCACAACUUCUGGAUAAAGUCCCUGUGGAGAGCUCCAGGAGGAUCAGUGUUCAUGCCAGCUGCCCAGGAACAAGGAGCCACACAAGAGCCUGCCACACUUGCUGCCUGA